Bacidia gigantensis is the source of this 5664-nucleotide messenger RNA. RefSeq lists its product as uncharacterized. The transcript has a single exon. Bases 1 to 5664 code for a protein of 1887 amino acids. The record is from RefSeq and is a predicted model, not a curated record. Gene Ontology annotation, cellular component: cytoskeleton. NCBI's taxonomy places the organism in Eukaryota, Fungi, Ascomycota, Lecanoromycetes, Lecanorales, Ramalinaceae.
AUGCCCAAUCCGCUAGAACCUCUUGAUCCAAAUAUCACGAGAUCAUCGCCUACGAGAAAGGCCGAUGACAAGCCUUUGGAGCGUACCAGAGCAUCAACAGGCAGCCCUCUUAGCGAUGGGCUUACUUCAGAGCCCGUUGAGCUCAUCAAUCCUGUCAAUCGUCCAUCACUGACAAUACAGCCCUCCUUCCAACAUUCAAGGAAGCGACUAACUUGGCGCAACAAGGUGUGUUACAUCUUGCUUCCACAUCAGAAUGAGAGUGGUCAAAGAACAAACCGAGCAAGCUACCUAAAGCACGAAGAAGUUGAACAGCGGCUGAGAGUAUGGCAAGAAAAGGGUUUCAAUACUCGGGGAUUCACUCUUGAUCGCAGCUCGUCCGGCACUCCGACGCUUGUCUCUCAAGGUCAAAGCCGGGCUGUCCACCCAGACCCAGAUGACGAUGGGCGCGAAUGCUCGAAUCAUUCAUAUCGCGUAAGUAUACCGGAUAAGCAGGCUUGGGACACUUACGUCCGCAAUCUGCAGGAGGAGAGACUGCGAAAUUUGGGCGUGACCUCCAGCGAUGACGAGCCACCAUCAAGGAAAUCGCCAGCACCUUCGCUCAUGAGUAGGGAAGCAUCCUCCCAAAGCUCAGCGCUGCUUACAUCACCGCCCCUUCAGCCGACUUCUGGGCUGACCAAACCAUUCGUACCCGGCUACCACCUCGCUUCUGCUCAGGGUGGUAAACCGGGCGUUUCUCACUUCCCCCGUUAUUCGAUUGCCAUGCCAGUCGGUGAGAAAGCCAUGCACAACCACGCUCAAUUUACAUCAUCACUCUCACCAACUCACCGGAACAUAUCUCCGCUAGCGUAUCUGUCGUCUGCAUCGAAUUCAAGAAUUGGUUCACCGUCGAUAAAUGAGCAGCUGGCAAGUCAAUUCAAUGCUUCGCUGACGAACGAGACUCCGCGGUCAUUGCCAAAUUCCAGCCAGCAAGCGAUGAAUGAGGUACAUGAUCCUAUUUAUGGGCAGCGACAUCCAUCUCCUUUGCAGACUGGUCAACCACAUCGGCAAAUACAAGGCACAAGUCAGCUCACGGGCAGGCCUCAAAACACAUCAUUCCGAAGAGACAAUAGUACUUUAAAUGUAGAUCAAGCUCAGCUUGACGAACGAAUAGCCACUCCAAUUCCUCGCAACCAUCGUCAAAACCCGAGCAAAAAUCUUCAACGAGAUAUUGAUCUCGCAGAAGCUCAACUCGGUAACACUAAUGAUCACAGUGGUGCAUCUGAUGAACCUCUGACGAGUGAGAGAGUUGCACUGUCAGCAUCUGACGACCACAGAAAAUUUGACGACGACUUCAAAAGUUAUGUGCAGAAAGAGAUCAGCAACGUGAAGCUUAUAACGGCUUCAACAAAGCAAGAAGAUCAGCAUGCAGUACAAUCUUUCGUCAUAUCCAAAUUGAAUGUGAAUGCUCCAGAAUUCAAGCUCGAGCCCAAGCAACCCGAUAGUGCCGAUGUCGUUCACUUUCAAUCAAGUCAACAAGCUGUCAAACAGCCGCAGUCUGAUUUCCAAUCUUCGAAUGUGCCUGUGCCUCAUACGAGAAAAGCCUCAGCGACUCGGCCACUUCCAAAACUCAACGCUGCAGCCCCAGCCUUCACACCAGGAACGCCCAUAGUCCCAAAGCCCAGUGUUGCGUCUCGAGUGUUCAGCUUUGGAAAUGAGCCCAGCUCGCAGGUUGACGCGAAGAUAAAGCCUAGCACAGGCUCACGAGAAUUCAGCUUCUCCUCAAAGGCUCCCUCCUUCAAUCCAGAUGCUCCCGCUUUCACACCGAGCAAUCAGACAGACAAUGAGUCGAGUGCAUCCAAAUCAGAACCACCCAAAAUGAGUCGAAUAUUCAGCGAUGUUGACUUUUCGGAUAUUGUCAAGCCUUCUGAUGCUGCGAAGGCAGUGCCCAUUGUGAAGCCCAGAAGCAUCGAUGAGGGAGUCGACGAAACCGAGAGCCCCGAAGAUGAGUAUGGUCGCAUUACCCAGUCUAUCGCUCGGCAGAAACGGAUGAGACGUGACCAAGACGAUAGCGAUCAAGUACCUCAAUUUGCCACCCCAACAAAUGACAUUGCUUCAAACGCCUUGCAAACAACCAGCGCUUCUGCAUCACCAAUGAAGAAGUCGACAAGCAAAGUCGCCAAACCAACAAGUGCGGAGGCCGCAACAAGUCUGCUUGUUGGAUUGGUGAACGAUAUGUCCGCCUCUCCCCCUUCGGACUCAGCAGGAGAGAAUGACAAUCUUUAUGAUGGGAACCACCAUUCACGGAGCGCCCAGUCACUGCAUCAAUCGCAAACAGGGACUCGGACGCGUCAUCUGUCUCAUCCAAGCGAUUUUGAUGAACUCCCCGCACGCUUUGCGACCAAAUCCGGGCAGUCUUCGCUUGAACCACAUGAAGGUAGGGAUCAUGGUAUCCCGAGAUCCCGCAUGUCCAGAUCAGUCUCAUAUGACGAUCGCCCAGUCAAGAGCUCUGGUCACGACCGCGAUGAAAUCAUUCGCGAGGGCAGUCAAUUACGACAAGAUAUCUUAGAUGGCAUGAGACAUGUAGAGCCUCCAUUUGACGAGCUCGACGAGGUGAUGAAGUGCCUGAAUCAGAACGAUGACUCAGAUAUUGGCGUCGAACGAGGUUCAAGUCCAGGAAGAUAUUCAAGCUCAGGACACGGCGUUGAGCCUAGCCCCAGAAAAGCGGUUCAAGAUAUUGUUUCCCAUCAAUUGCUACCACCUGCCAAGUUACGAAGUGAUGCGCCUUCUCCCAGUCCAAACAGACUACGAGAACCAUUUCAAUACCUCCCGCCAACCGAUACCGAAAGCGCCGAUAGUGCUGUGGUAAGAAUGAUUGAAGAAAAUGCUCGCUACAGCCCUUCUUAUAGACCCUCGAGACACUCGCCCCAAGUACAGCGCCUGAACAGCCCUGGCAGCUCACCGCCAAGCCAUUGGGAUGAUGGAUUCUCUUCUGUCAGUGAAAGUCAGCUAAAGUCAAAGACUACCUUUUUCGACCAACGAGUUGAUGACCUCGUCGGCAAUAUUAUCCACCAGCGACUAAGUCCCUUAGAAAAGGUUCUCGGCGAGAUACAAGACUCACUCGUCCAUCUCUCGAAAUCCUCAGAAGGCAGAGCAGUAGGUCGACGACCCCGUAGCUCGGGAACUCUUGGACCAGACAGUAGCGACGCCGACGAUGAAGACGAUGUUGCGCAUUCGUCUCAAGUGAGACCCAAGUCGCCGCUUAGAGAACGGAAAUAUGAGCAGCUCAAGUCUUCAAUAGGCGAGAUCGCGCUCGCACAGCAAAAAUCCGUAUCCGUAGCCCAGUUUCAAGAGCUCUUGACUGCGGUUAACGGAAUUAAAUCAACCAUUUCACACACUCCGCGUGCGGCAAGUCCAUCAUCAGACCUCAAAAAGGCUAUUGAAGAAGCCGUCCAAAAGGGAACGCGUGGCAAGUCUGGCCCUAUUCUCUCUAGCACCCAAGCAGCAGCAGCAGAGAAGAGCCAGCUACAAAUUGCCGGCUUAGAAAGCAUGCUCAAUAUUGCAGAGACUCGAGCAGAAGAUGAGUUGAAAGCUCGCAGAGCGACGGAGGAUGCUUUGGCAGACAACCAACGAUUGUUUAGACAAGCGCUACAAGAGGCUGCUCAACACCGUGAAUCAAUGGAAGCCACCGAGGCGAAGUUGCAGGAAUAUCAUGAAGAACGACAGCAUCACCUAAAAGACAAGGCAAUGCUUGAGGGCUUACACGAUGGCCUGGAGAGGAAUGCUUCAGAUUUAGAAGAGAAGAACAAGGCUCUUGAGGGAACUUUGGCCGAAUAUAGGCUCUCACAUGAUCAAUGGCGUGCUGAUGUUAACAGUCUGAAGCAUGAAAACAAAGACCUUGAGAGGAAACUCAUAACAGCCGAAGACAUAAUCAAUAGUAAUCAGAAGGAACAAAACCAUAUACGUUCUCGCUUUGCGAAAAUGCAAGAAGAUAUAGCAUCAGCAGCUCGAGAUGAGUCCGUUGACAAAUUGCGGUGGCAAAACAAAGCCGACGAACACAGGAAACAAUUCGACCUACUCACAGCGCGACUUGAGGCUGAAGCACGGACGCGCGAGAGACUUGAGAUUGAAAUUGAGAGGCUAGAGUCACAGGAAAGAGAAUCAAUGAAAGCUCGGUUACACGUCGAGCAAACACAAAAGGCCAAUGCACAUCUCCAUCGCCUUGUCGAGCAAACACGCUCAGAGAGUCAUGAGCAUCAAAAUAGUGCGGCACGCUUGCAGCGAGACCUAAAUGUCGCUAAAGAGUCUCACAUAAUGGAGACACACCGUAUACGGUCUAUGAUGGAAACGGAUGUCAAAGCGGCGAAGACCGAAGUAGAAACGAUUAAAGUUGACCUUCAGGGAAGAAUCACAAGAUUGGAAAGACACAUUGAAGAUGCGGCUAAUGGAGCGGACGAUAUCAAAUCCAAGUACGGAAGUAUGCUAAGUGAUGCUUCUGAAUCACACCAGACGGCGUUGCGACAGACAAGUCAAGAACAUGAUAAAAUACUCCAAGAGCAUAUUCGUGUUCACAAGCAGGCUAUCGAGCAAUCGAGAAGUCAGCACCAAUAUGCUUUAGAGAGUGCUCUGCAAGAAAGGCAGCGGGUGGAAGAAUUACUCAAUGACCGUGCUAACCUCGCUAACGAAAAGUCCUCUCAUCUAGAGGAUAAAGUAGCUCACAUCACGGAGCGAUUGGAGAUAGCUAAGUCGGCAGCACAAGCAGCGGCACAAGCAGCACAAGCAAGUAAACCGGCUGCCAACGUGGCUACUGUGAUCGCCGACGCAACUGGGGUCUCCAGUGCUCCUGAAAAAGUGUCGCCACAAGCCCUCAGGGAGUCCAUACUUGUGCUACAGGAGCAGCUGCAGGCUCGAGAAUCUACAAUUGAAGAUCUAGAAUCCAAAAUAUCUGACAUUGACACCAACGCGCCCGCCAAGCUGAAGGAAGCUGAAAUGGAGGUUGCAUGGCUUCGGGAACUUCUCAGCGUUCGCAAUGACGAUCUGCAGGAUAUCGUUAAAAAUCUUUCUCAGCCAUCAUUCGAUCGGAAUACCGUUCGCGAUGCUGCCAUUCGCUUGAAGACCAACAUGCAGAUGGAACAGCAAGAAAAAGAACACGCCUUUAGCGGGGGAAUCCCCUUACCUUCCCUCUCCAACAUCACCAACCUAACAGCCUCCCCAAGGGCCUUGCCAAUGGCGGCUGCAACUGCAUGGACAAAUUGGCGGAGGAAUCGCGACUCUGGCUAUAGCAACCUCGGCGCUUUAGCCAAAGGUUCGGUCAAUGAGACGCCCUCCAAGCUGUCCUCGCCGCGGAGCGUUCUUUCAGGCCUGCUAACGCCGCCAAGUACGACUCUAAGGACCACACCUCAGCUGCAGGCUACUAGAUCACGACCAGGUUCUUCAGCACAGCAUACUGUGGGGAUGCCUUCAACGCCCCAUCAAAAACCAAGCCUUGGGGACAACUACCAAGAAGGACCUACAACGCCACCAUUAAUGCGAAAGGGCAGUUAUGAUUUAGACGCCGCUGAGGCUGCGGUAUUUGGGGAAGACCACGACGCAGUGGAAGCGAACGAAGACUAUCAGAGCGCUGACUACGACGUCGCAAGAGAUGAAGAGCCCUUUGGACCUCGCAUAGGGACAUUUACAGCGCUGUGA